AUGCGCCUUCCCAGCGAAUGCUAUCAGAUGCAAAAAACGAUUGAACCGCAUUUACCUCACCUCUCCCAGCCACAAUUGACCGGCCUGGCGCUGUGGGUCUGCGGGGCCAUCCUCGCCGGCAGCGCCUGCCAGAACGCCGUGGCCUCCGCCCUCUCGCCCUGGAGCAACUGGUACAACCUGCGCCAGCGCCUCAGGGAGUGGCUCUACGACGGCGGCGACCGCGCGACUCCCUGCCAGACCGAGCUGGACGUAACUCUCUGCUUCGCGCCACUGCUGCGGUGGGUCCUCUGCUGGUGGCGGUCGGGCGGCUUGGCCUUGGCCAUAGACCCCACCCUCAAAGGCGACCAGACCACCGCCAUCGUCAUCAGCGUGGUAUACCGCAGUUGCGCCAUCCCCGUGGCCUGGCACAUCCGGCACGCCGACCAGCCCGGCUCCUGGAUGGACCCCACCGUGGAACUGCUGCAAGCCUUGGCCCCAGCGGUUCCCGAGAAUAUGACCGUCAUCGUGCUCUGCGACCGGGGCAUUGCCAGUCCCAAGCUGUGGCAGCAGAUACGGGAUCAAGGCUGGCAUCCCGGUAUGCGCUACCGAAAGAACAUCACUUUCUGCGCUGACGGCGGCAAACGAUUGCCCGCCCAGCGCUUCGUCUCCCGUCCCGAUACGGCGUGGAUUGGCCGCGGCACCGCCUUCAGCACCCCCAAGGCCCAACGCCGCUGCACCCUGCUGGUGGUCUGGUACUCCGAACAGGAGGAACCCUGGAUCAUCCUCACCGACCUUGCACCCGAUCAGGUGGGUCCCAGCUGGUACGCCCUGCGCUUCUGGAUCGAGUUGGGCUUCAAGGCCCUCAAGAGCCUGGGCUGGAAGUGGGACAAGACGCGGCGCACCGACCCCACCCGCGUCUCCCGGCACUGGCUCGUCCUGUCGGUGGCCACCCUGCUGGCCCUGGCCUAUGGCACCAGGGUGGAGGACGCCCAGGAGCGGAGGAUUGCUCCAGGCAACCUGCGGGACGCCGCCCAAAGCGCUGGCUCCCAAUCACCGUGA
Messenger RNA from Geodia barretti, 1038 nucleotides. The record is from the annotation of a GenBank genome assembly. Lineage: Eukaryota; Metazoa; Porifera; Demospongiae; Tetractinellida; Geodiidae.